AAGGUAUUUCUGAGCUUCGCCAGCAAGGUCACACUGUCUGCUUAUUCGAGUGAUUUAGCAUUUUUUUCGGCCACAAAGAAAAUUGAAAAUUGAAACGGUACAAUUGGUGAACAUACUUUUGACUGGAAACAACGCAGCUGAAAAAUGAGUCUUACGUCCGCCGCGGGGAUAAUUUCCCUACUAGAUGAGCCGAUGCCGGAUCUCAAGGUGUUCGCCCUCAAGAAACUGGACAACAUCGUAGAUGAGUUCUGGCCGGAGAUCUCGGAGUCCAUCGAGAAGAUCGAGAUGUUGCACGAGGACCGCAGCUUCCCAGAAAACAAGCUGGCUGGUAUGGUGGCCUCCAAGGUGUUCUAUCACCUGGGUUCCUUCGAGGACGCCCUCACCUACGCCCUAGGCGCAGGCGAUCUCUUCGACGUAAAUGCCCGGAACGAGUACACAGAGACCAUUAUUGCCAAAUGCAUCGAUUUCUACAUUGCCCAGCGGGUGGAGUUCAUCGAGAAUCCUAAGGAAGCGAGCACUGUUGACGAGCGGCUAGAGGGGAUUGUGAACAGGAUGAUUCAGCGCUGUCUUGAUGACAACCAAUUCCGCCAGGCCUUGGGCAUUGCCCUGGAGACCCGUCGCAUGGACAUCUUCGAGGCGGCCAUUAUGAAGUCGGACGAUGUGCGUGGCAUGCUGGCGUACGCCUACAACGUGACCAUGUCGUUGAUUCAGAACCGCGGCUUCCGCAACCAGGUGCUACGCUGCCUGGUGGGUCUGUAUCGGGAUCUGGGAGUACCCGACUACGUCAAUAUGUGCCAGUGCCUCAUAUUCCUCGAGGAUCCGUUUGCCGUGGCCGAAAUGCUGGACACCCUUACACGAUCUUCGGUGGAGACAAACAAUCUGAUGGCCUACCAGAUUGCAUUUGAUUUGUACGAGUCGGCCACGCAGGAAUUCCUGGGAAAUGUACUGCAGGCCUUGAAAAACACCGCUCCCAUUCCGACCGCCCUGCCAAGCACAUUUAAGCCACAAGGCACAAGCUCCGAGGAUGGAGCCAAGUCGGAGGGGGACAAGUCCAAAUCAGACGAGGAUAUUACAGAAGAAAAGCAAGUUGAUGCUAAAGUUGAGCGUACAAUCGAUUCGCUAAAUGAAGUUGAAAAGUUGCAUCAGAAGAACAUUGAAAAGCUAAUAUCGAUCCUCUCCGGCGAGGUAUCCAUCGACCUGCAGCUUCAGUUCCUCAUCCGCAGCAACCACGCUGACUUGCAAGUUCUGCGAGGCACAAAAGAAGCGGUCCGCGUGUCCAUCUGCCACACAGCUACUGUUAUUGCCAACGCCUUCAUGCACAGCGGCACCACCUCCGACCAGUUCCUGCGCGACAACCUCGACUGGCUGGCCAGGGCAACGAAUUGGGCCAAGCUGACGGCGACAGCCUCGCUUGGAGUCAUUCACAGGGGCCACGAGAAGGACUCGCUGGCGCUAAUGCAGAGUUACCUGCCGAAGGAGGCGGGUCCGAGCUCUGGUUACUCGGAAGGUGGUGCCCUAUAUGCGUUGGGCUUGAUCCACGCAAAUCAUGGAGCCAACAUAAUAGACUACCUGUUGCAACAGCUAAAGGAUGCCCAGAACGAGAAUGUUCGUCACGGCGGCUGUCUUGGACUGGGUCUCGCUGGCAUGGGAACCCAUCGGCAGGAUCUGUACGAGCAGCUAAAGUUCAAUCUGUACCAAGAUGACGCCGUUACAGGAGAAGCAGCAGGAAUCGCAAUGGGCAUGGUAAUGCUGGGCUCCAAGAACGCUCAGGCCAUCGAGGACAUGGUGUCGUAUGCGCAGGAGACGCAGCACGAGAAGAUCCUUCGCGGCCUGGCAGUGGGCAUCUCCCUUACUAUGUUCUCGCGUUUGGAGGAGGCUGAUCCCUUGGUGACCAGCCUAUCCACCGAUAAGGAUCCCGUCCUCCGUCGAUCGGGAAUGUAUACCAUCGCUAUGGCUUACAAUGGAACUGGCAGCAACAAGGCAAUCCGUAAGCUACUCCACGUUGCCGUCUCCGACGUGAAUGAUGAUGUACGACGCGCUGCCGUCACCGCCAUCGGUUUCAUUCUGUUCCGCACUCCGGAGCAGUGUCCUUCGGUGGUGAGUUUGCUUGCCGAGUCUUACAACCCGCAUGUCCGAUACGGAGCCGCAAUGGCGCUGGGUAUCGCCUGUGCCGGCACAGGAUUGCGCGAGGCUAUCGCCCUUCUGGAGCCGAUGGUAAAGUUCGAUCCGGUGAACUUUGUGCGCCAGGGUGCGCUGAUCGCCUCUGCCAUGAUCUUGAUUCAGCACACGGACCAGAGCUGUCCCAAAUCGACCUUCUUCCGCCAGUUGUAUGCCGAGGUCAUUAGCAACAAGCACGAAGAUGUUAUGGCCAAGUAUGGCGCUAUUCUGGCACAGGGCAUUAUUGAUGCUGGUGGUCGAAAUGCCACUCUAUCCCUGCAAUCCCGCACAGGACACACCAACCUGCAGGCGGUGGUAGGAAUGCUCGCCUUUACCCAGUACUGGUAUUGGUUCCCUCUGGCGCACACCCUGUCGCUGGCCUUCACGCCCACCUGCGUAAUUGGCCUGAACUCCGACUUAAAGAUGCCCAAGAUGGAGUACAAGUCGGCGGCCAAGCCCUCCCUGUACGCCUAUCCCGCUCCACUGGAGGAGAAGAAGAGCGAGGAGCGCGAGAAGGUGGCCACCGCAGUCUUAUCUAUUGCCGCCCGCCAGAAGAGACGCGAAAAUGCGGACAAAAAAGAGGACGAGAAGAUGGAUGUGGACGAGGACAGCAAGGAGAGCACUGCUGUUAAGAAGGAGGAAGAAACUAAGACCGAAGAGAAGCCGGCGACGGAGGAGAAGACCAAGAAGAAGGAGGAAAAGGAAAAGAAAAAGGAGGAGGACAAGGAGGUGGCUGGCACCAGCAGCGACAAGGAUAAGGAGAAAGAAAAGAAGGAGAAGAAGGAGCCAGAGCCCACAUCCGAAAUUCUGCAGAAUCCCGCCCGUGUGCUCCGCCAGCAACUGAAAGUCCUUAGCGUUAUCGAUGGGCAAUCGUAUGAACCGUUGAAGGAUGUCACUAUCGGUGGAAUCAUUGUUUUCCAGCACACUGGCAAAGCUGAGGACCAGGAACUCGUAGAGCCAGUUGCUGCCUUUGGGCCCAUGAACGACGAGGAGAAGGAGCCGGAGCCACCAGAGCCCUUCGAAUACAUCGAGGACUAAAUGGGCAUGCUGUUUGUCAUUAUCUAAGUAAACCUGUUUGAUUUCAACCUUGCAUACUUUUUACGAGAGGUACUAAUCAACAAAAAAAAACACGAAAUGCUUAUCCCUAAUUAUAACACAAUAAAAUGUUCAUCGUACAAGAUGUAAA
Messenger RNA from Drosophila rhopaloa, 3343 nucleotides. RefSeq names its product 26S proteasome non-ATPase regulatory subunit 1 (gene Rpn2). Gene Ontology annotation, biological process: proteasome-mediated ubiquitin-dependent protein catabolic process; regulation of protein catabolic process. The record is from RefSeq and is a predicted model, not a curated record. Lineage: Eukaryota; Metazoa; Arthropoda; Insecta; Diptera; Drosophilidae. Gene Ontology annotation, cellular component: proteasome complex; proteasome storage granule; nucleus. Gene Ontology annotation, molecular function: enzyme regulator activity. Bases 145 to 3195 code for a protein of 1016 amino acids. The transcript is spliced from 4 exons.